Helianthus annuus (common sunflower) is the source of this 750-nucleotide messenger RNA. RefSeq names its product protein FAR1-RELATED SEQUENCE 5-like. The record is from RefSeq and is a predicted model, not a curated record. The transcript is spliced from 3 exons. Bases 1 to 750 code for a protein of 249 amino acids. Lineage: Eukaryota; Viridiplantae; Streptophyta; Magnoliopsida; Asterales; Asteraceae.
AUGGAUCCACAGAGCAUUAAUGCACGAAGCACAGAUGAUAUUGAAAUUGAAGAUGAUGAAGUCCAUGCCAUUCAUGAUGCUGCUGAGCAUUUGAGGAAUCCGACAUCAGACAACAACGUUCUAUUAGAUGAUCAGACCAAGGAAAGAUUGUAUAUUCCUGAGACAUAUGCCAAGAAGGCAGGGUUCUCUGCUCGAAAAGGAGGUGAACAUCAUAGUGGUGGUAUUAUCAAGACUAAAUACUUUGUGUGUUCAAAGGAGGGGCAUAAACCACAGGCUGUUGAUGAUCCUUUUUCGAAGUUGGCUAAGCUGUAUAAAAGUAGGAACAGACCGACUAUUCGAAUCGGGUGUAAAGCAAAAGUUAAGCUUUGUUCGACUGAUGGGGUGUUGUAUAAGGUUGAUAAGUUUGUUCAAGCGCAUAAUCAUUCAUUUGUGUGCCCCAAAUAUAUGCAUUUAUUACCGGCUUAUAGGCAUCUUUCUGAAACACAAGAAGAGAUGAUAUGGGAGCUUGGUACUUUAAAUCUUGGGCAAGUGAAAGCCUUCAAUAUAAUGAGACAAAGAUACGGAGGUUUUGAAAAUGUUGGCGCAACUAAAGACGACUGCAAGAAUUUUAGAGCUAGGAUACAUAGCUAUAUAGGAGAGUAUAAUGCAGAUAUGGUUAUCAGUAGGUUGACCGAUAAAAUGCAGUUUAUGGUUGAUUAUUCAUCUGUACAUUCAGUCGAUGAAAACAACCGAUUAACUGGCCUAUUGUAG